Sphaerulina musiva SO2202 is the source of this 1604-nucleotide messenger RNA. Its product is annotated as WD40 repeat-like protein. Gene Ontology annotation, biological process: negative regulation of transcription by RNA polymerase II. The transcript has 5 exons. NCBI's taxonomy places the organism in Eukaryota, Fungi, Ascomycota, Dothideomycetes, Mycosphaerellales, Mycosphaerellaceae. The record is from RefSeq and is a predicted model, not a curated record. Bases 1 to 1443 code for a protein of 480 amino acids. Gene Ontology annotation, molecular function: protein binding; nucleosome binding. Gene Ontology annotation, cellular component: ESC/E(Z) complex.
AUGCCUUCACGCGGAAACGACGUUUUCCCGACAUUGCAGUCAUGCACACGAUUGGGAACAGGCCAAACGAUAUUCGAUGUCAAAUUCUGGCCUUAUGCUACGAGCAAUGACGAGCAGAUUUUUGCAUUCACGGGCGGGACUGAUACGCUUGUAUGUCGACCAAAACUAGAUGCAGACCCGCCUUUUGAAGUCUUGGGGUGGUUCCAAGACGAGGUUAAUCCCGUGAGAGCGCAGGACGAACCAGACGCGCCACUUGCUUCGCUCAACAGUCUUGCAUGGGCUCAAGACCCUCGCACGAAGAAGCCACUGCUCUGUGUCGCUGGCGCGGAGCAUAAACACAUCAAGAUCCUAGACAUCGAGUCCGGCGACGUCGUUUAUACGAUCUCUGGGCACGGGGGCGCGGUGCAUGACUUGGCUGUAUCCCCGCUAUCAACGAGUCUGAUCGCUUCUGCAUCGGAGGAUACCACUAUUCGACUCUGGAUGAUCCAACCGGAAGCUGACGCAGCGAGCUGUGUAGCAAUUCUGGCUGGCGAGGGACACAAGGCGCCAGUCCUCGCUAUUCAUUUCCAUCCGAAUGGCAAAUGGCUCUUGUCUGGUGGCAUCGACCAUGCCAUCUGUCUGUGGGCUGUCCCUCCUCUCGACAAAUUGAGCGAGAAGACUACCUCCGAGCCUCUCGUAGUCUACUACCCGCACUUCUUCACGAAAGAAUUGCAUCCCAACUACGUUGAUAGUCUUGCAUUCUACGGCAACCUCAUACUGUCCAAGGCUGCACGAGAUCAGGACCAGCAGCGCGUCUCGAACGAGAUCAUCUUAUGGAAAAUCACAGGCUUCGAUGCCGAGGAACCGCCUGCAGAACGGCCGCCAGUCCCUACUCCAGGUUCGCAGACUCGGUCAUCUUUUGCACACGAUGAAGAGUAUCGUGGGUUUCACAGGCUACUCACCCUCGACAUACCUGACACGGAUCGUUUCUAUCACCGCUUUGGCUUCUAUCAUUGCGAUGACAAGCGACCUAUACUGUGUAUGGGAGACCAGCGGACCCGCUAUUCCUUCUGGGAUCUGCAGAGACUUGAAGAAGGUAUCGAUCCGCUCGACAGACCAAAGAGGAGAGCAGCGCGGAGGAAGAAGGGGUCAAACGUUCUGAGUGAUCUGCGCAAGAGUGAACGAGUAGCAGCUGGUGUUUCUGGCCAAACUUCUGACUCUUCAUCCACUGUUGCCUCCUCCAAUGCAGCACCUGAUUCUCGCGAGUACACACUGGGCGAGAAAUUUACGCCACUCAAGGCUCACUACAGAACGACCGUCAAUACCAGCCUCCUCAAGCAAGGCAGUGUGGAUGGACACUUUGCCACGUCACAGAUCGCCUGGAGUCCAGAUGGAACGUGGAUGGUCUCUGUUGGCGACGCGGGCAUGAUGUGUAUUUUCCACCGGGACAAGCAGGUGGUAUGAAGAACAGCCAGACGGGGAGAAUUUCCCGACCGCGUCGCCUAGGGAGUGCCGUUCGCACUGCGAUGGACAGCUGUCAACGAUAGAGCGAGCGGGAGGACCGCAAUCACCCAUGGGAUAAAGUGCACAUGCAGAAGAGAACAGCCGCAGCUGAAAAGGCCACC